This is a messenger RNA of Homarus americanus (American lobster), 1201 nucleotides long. RefSeq names its product 39S ribosomal protein L12, mitochondrial-like (gene mRpL12). Lineage: Eukaryota; Metazoa; Arthropoda; Malacostraca; Decapoda; Nephropidae. The transcript is spliced from 5 exons. Gene Ontology annotation, biological process: mitochondrial transcription; translation. Gene Ontology annotation, molecular function: structural constituent of ribosome. Gene Ontology annotation, cellular component: ribosome; mitochondrial large ribosomal subunit. The record is from RefSeq and is a predicted model, not a curated record. The coding region runs from base 116 to 691 and encodes 191 amino acids.
AAAACGAACACCAUCCGUAGUGUGCCACCAGCUGAGCGGCCCGUCCAGGUGUGCCGUGUACAUAAAACUUAUUUACACCACUAAUUUUACCUUUAAUUUGAACACUCCUGUUACAAUGCAAGCUUUGAGAAGUAUCAUAACGAGUAAUUACAGUGCUCUUACCUGUUGUAUGAGACAUCAUGUGGGGAGACAGUCGGCAGUGUGUAUCUUAAGAAAACAAUGUCGCUUUAUGAGUGCAGAGCCUCUGAUGGCCCCAAGUCCUGAUGGCGCACCAAAGGUUUAUCCAGAAAAGAUUCAGAGCAUUGUGUCCCAGAUCUCCCAUCUGACACUGGUGGAGGUAGCAGACCUCAAUGAACUGCUCAAGAAGACACUCAAUAUUUCUGAUGCUCCAGUCAUGGCAUAUGGAGGGAUGCCAGCACCAGCUGCUGCCCAGGAGGAAGAGGAGGAGGAAGCUGCUGCUCCAGCUAAGGUUCAGACCAGCUUUACACUUAAGAUGAAUAAAUAUGAUGAGUCCAGAAAGGUGGCUUUGAUUAAGGAAGUCAAGGCACGUCUGGAAGGUUAUAAUCUUGUACAGGCUAAGAAAUUUGUGGAGAGCUGUCCAUGUGUGGUUAAGGCUGACAUACCUAAGGAUGAGGCUGAACAGCUGUUGGAAUCCUUUAAGGCAGUAGGAGCUGAGUGUGUUAUUGAAUAGGUCGGUAAUAAGCAUACAGUAUGUCUAACUUCAUGCUGAUAUGGUAGACUGUCAUUUUAUCUAACAUAAUGCAUGAAUAUUGUUUGUACAUACCGUUUAAACUAUAAAAGUACCAGUUACAUGGAGAGAAUUGUAAUGUGUCAAAACUUUUUGUUGCUCAUAUAAGUGAGAAUUUUUGUAUGCCAUUGAUAAAAGAUUAAUACUGUACUAAUUUAAAAGUUCACUUAAGGUUGAUUGUGCAGUGAGAGAAUAAAGUAUCUUCCCGGUGUUUUUACGAAAACGUGUACUUCAUAGAACGGUUAAGCAAGGGGUUGCUAGUGACACCAUUCACUGUGAUGGAUAGUCAGAUUUCAUUAUACUUCAGCCAAAGCUGGGAAGAUAUUUUGUUCUCUCACUGUACAUUCAUAUGUAGUUUCUGAUACAUUGGUUGUUAAAGUGCAUUGGUAUUUUAAAUGUUAAAAUACUAUAGAUACCUGUACUGGCUUUAUUAAAUAAAGUACUGAAGUGGAA